Messenger RNA from Zea mays, 1535 nucleotides. RefSeq lists its product as uncharacterized. The record is from RefSeq and is marked validated. Gene Ontology annotation, molecular function: transferase activity. Bases 366 to 1325 code for a protein of 319 amino acids. The transcript has a single exon. Gene Ontology annotation, biological process: protein ubiquitination. Lineage: Eukaryota; Viridiplantae; Streptophyta; Magnoliopsida; Poales; Poaceae.
UUCUCAUCGUUUUUAAUUUCCAUCACCUGCAAUGCAACUGCAGCCCACGCCGCGUGGUCAAGGUACGCUGACCGACAAUGCCUCACGCCUGCAGCUGCCGCUACCAGCGGCGGUCACGGGUCAAUGGGCACGUUCACACGCACGGCUGACUGCCUGCCUGCCAUGUCCCGCCGCGUUCGCCGGCAGUUCGACCACUACUAGUAGUACCGAAUGAGGAUGAAUGUGCCUGCCUGCCAUCUCCCAUCCCCAUCACCCUCCUCUGCACAGACUGCACUGCACUAUCCAACUCGGAGCUGCAUUGGCACUGCCACUGCUGCACCGCUCUGCCUACGCACGCCACGCCUUGACCGGUUCCAGUUCCGUACAUGGACGCGCCCACGGCGUCGUCGCCGUCCUCGUCCUUCCCCGGCACGAGCUUCGUGGUCCUCUCCGUCUCCAUCGUCGGCAUCCUCGCCACCUCGCUCCUGCUCCUGGCAUACUACCUCGUCCUCACCCGCUGCGGCCUCCUCUUCUUCUGGCGCCCGGGCAUGCACGACGACGACGACGACGUCGCCGCCGGGCCGGGCCACCGCCGCCACGUCGUCGUCACCGUGCACGACGAGCCACCACGCCGGAGCGGCAUGGAGGAGGCGGCCAUCCGCCGGAUCCCCACGUUCCGGUACCGCCACGGCAGUACGCGCCUCGUGCUGGCGGCGGAGGCCAAGCAGGCCGCGUGCGCCGUGUGCCUCGCCGACUUCCGCGACGGCGAGAGGCUCCGCGUGCUGCCGCCCUGCCUCCACGCCUUCCACAUCGACUGCAUCGACGCCUGGCUCCAGUCCGCCGCCAGCUGCCCGCUCUGCAGGGCCGACGUCUCCGACCCCGCCGCCCUUCGCUGCCACCACCACCACCUCGACGUCCCGCUCCCGCGCGCCGCCACGGACGACGUCGCCGUAGAUGUUGUUAGUAGUAGUCCUACUCCUGCCUCCGCAGACGCCGCCGGCGAACAAGAGGCUGUGCCUUCUCAUGAGACCGCGCACCGGAACAGUAGCUGCCGCAGCUGUAGCAUGGGGGGAGGGGGAGGAGGAGGAGGAGACGGCUGUCUCUUGCCCAUGCGCCGGUCGCUGUCCAUGGACUCCAGCACCGACAAGCGCUUCUACCUCGCGCUGCAGACAAUUCUGCGGCAGAGUUCCGGCGCCUCCCAGGCUGUCACAGCAGGAGGUGACGGCAAAGCGGAGAGCAGCAAUGCCGCCGCCGACAUUGGCCCACCAUCGUCGAGGAGGUUGCGCCGGUCUUUCUUCUCGUUCAGCCAGAGCAGGGGAUCCCGAAAUGCCGUACUGCCGCUCUGAAUUGGGCGGCAUUGUCCUCAUCAAUUCAACUUCUUCGACUCUUCUUUUUGUUUUCUUGACCUGUAGCUGUAGGUAGAUACUACUACUAUAUACUUGCUUCACAAUUUCCUUUUCCUCUUGAGCGAUCGGUAAAAUGUGGACCGAACAACUGUGCAUGCUGUAGCUUAAUCAACAGCUCUGGCGCUGAGCAAGUUUGAUUAUUCAUAACUU